Molecule: messenger RNA, 2298 nt
Organism: Gadus macrocephalus (Pacific cod)
Lineage: Eukaryota; Metazoa; Chordata; Actinopteri; Gadiformes; Gadidae
Gene: gpr180
Product: G protein-coupled receptor 180
Exons: 10
Coding region: 371-1456 (361 amino acids)
Biological process (GO): G protein-coupled receptor signaling pathway; response to pheromone
Source: RefSeq, a predicted model, not a curated record
GUCCUCGGUGCCCCGCCCAGCUCUUGCACCUGAUUGGAUUACACUACACGUACACUCAACGUGUGUGUCCGGUGAAGUCGGUGAUCACUGUCUUGGGAUGGCUGUUCGUUAUCGGUCUAAAUAGGACGACACGCAGGGAAGAUGUACAAGUAUAAACUUUUUACACUGAUGUGUGUGUGGCUCGGGUUUCCCAGCGAGGGGGUUAGGGAAGACUGUGACAGGACUUUUCAAGAGCGAAGUGGCCGGGAGCAGAACGGACAGUUCAUCACUCUGUUCAUGUACCAAGGAGACCAUGGUCUGCUGGUGAACCGGCUCCAUAACGUCCCCCCUGGCCGUUGAGAAGGAGGCCCGUCUCCUCCUCUACACCAACAUGGCCGCCUCCAGCCUGGAGAACCUCAGCUGCCCCGCCAGACUCAUCAAGGCCAAAGUCAUCAUCCAUCUGACGGAUGAGGAACACAACCAGACCAUCCCCUCCCAGCCGGCCCCCAGUAUGUGGCAGGCGCUCUACGUCGACCGCUACACCUGCGGGGAGGGAGGGCCCAUUCCCUCCCACGGGGACGUGGGCUUCACCCUGGUGCUGUUGAACCCCGACUCCGCGGGGAACCCCCGCGAUCACUUCAGCGUGGAGGAGGCAGGGCUCCACAGCUUCUACUGCCUGCUGCUGCUGGCCUACUUCGUGGCGGGCUGCGUGUACGUCCAGCCCCUCCUCCAGGCCCUGAGGAAGGGGGGGCCCAUGCACACGGCCCUGCAGGUGCUCUCUACAGCACUGGCCCUCCAGGGAGGCUCCGCCCUCUGCAACUACCUCCACCUGGCCAGGUACUCUAGAGACGGACUCGGUAUUCCUCUCAUGGGCAGCCUGGCAGAAUGGCUGGACAUGGUGUCCCAGGUGUCCAUGCUCUACAUGCUGCUCAGCCUCUGUAUGGGCUGGACGCUGAGCCGCGGCAGGAAGCCCCAGUCCAGACCCCUGCAGUGGGACUCCUCCCCCACCUCCACCAGCCUGGCCCUGGGCGGGGUCCUCGUACUGGGGGGGCUGUUGCUAUGGGAGCAGUACACGGAAACGGAGCACCACAGCUUCCACGCCCAGAGCAGCGUUGCCGGGGGGCUGCUGAUGGUGCUCCGGGUCGCCAUGGCGAUCAUCCUGGCCUCGGUCCUCUACCAGAUCAUCUCCUCGGAGCGGAGCGCGCUGAAGAGGGACUUCUACCUCGGCUUCUCCAAGGGCUGUUUCCUGUGGUUCCUCUGCCACCCGGUGCUGGUCGUGACCUCGGUGGUCUUUAACCACCACCAGAGGGAGAAGGUGGUGACCAUAGGGGUGGUCUUGUGCCAGGCCAUCGCCGUGGUGAUCCUCUACCAGCUCUUCCUGUCCCGCUCACUCUACUGGGAGGUGUCCUCGCUCUCCUCCGUCUCUCUCCCGCUAACCAUGUCCCGGGGGGGCGGGGCCUCGAGGGGCCGCCACUGAGCGGGCCACGCCUCCCUCAACAUGUCCUGGGGGGCGGGGCCUCGAGGGGCCGCCACUGAGUGGGCCACGCCCCCCUCAACAUGUCCUGGGGGGCGGGGCCUCAGGGACCGCCAUUGAGGAGGCCACGCCCCCCCACCCUCGCCGGGGGGGAGGAUGGGGGGGGGCCUGACCCUCGCCUGCAGAGGUUGUUCAGAAGGGGUUAAAGUCCUGCAGGUGAGGAGAGGGAGGACCGUCUGUUAUCGCCCUCUCUCUCUCUCCCGUGAAACAGUCCCCCCCCCAUUCAUACUGAUGAGAGGACAGCGGCAAACUCGAUCAGGAAGGAUGGAUUAUAAUAUUUAAGGAUUGGCUUUUAGCUUCAGCUAGUGUGUUCACCAAGACUGAAUAUUCUGUGAGGUGGAGAAAAUCAGCCAAUCAGGAGGACCUGCAACCACUGUCUACUCUGUGUUCUCAUGAUAAAAGUCUUGUCAAAGUUUUAUGCUUUCACUUUAAAAGUCCUGUCAAAGCUUCAAGUUAUCACAACGAAGGUUCUCUAUGAACUCAUUUUUUUCACUAUAAAAGUCCUGUCAAAGCUUCAUGUUUUCUCUAUAGAAGUCCUCUGUCAUCUUUGUUUUCACUAUAAACGACCUCUGUCAACUCCUCAUGUUUUCACUAUAAAAGUCCUCUGUCAACUUUCUUUUCACUAUAAAAGUCCUUGUUCAACUCAUGUUUUCACUAUGAAAGUUCUGUCAACUCAUUUUUUCACGAUGAAAGUCCUCUGUCAACUCUUUUUUUUCACUAUAGAAGUCCUGUCAACUAUGUUUUCACAAUAAAAGUCCUGUCACCUUCAUGUUUUCACAAUGAAA